ACAAUCGAGACAGAAUUUCCUUAAAAAAACACGAGUAAAUCUCCAUCAGCGUCCAGCAAUGCAGAAACGUAGCUUGGACUCGCAAAGGACUCCUCUAUGAAAGCGAAAGCAAGCAAAGAGACAAAGCAGAAAGUAGCAACGGUUUAGAAAAGGCGAAGCUUCAUUUUUAGAUUCAGUAGAAUUUUCCACUGUUUUCGCUCUCACGAAACGGUUAGAUUCACUUAACUAGACUGUAGGAGUCACUCUGCUAGACAGCAAUCAUAUCUCUGGACAUCUGGGGAGUUAAUGACUGUACUGGACAAUUCUGUGACCUCACUGAAUGUCUUAAUCCUUUGGAACCUACAAUUUGUGUGUAGGUGAUAGAAAACCCUUGACUUGGGUUACUGUGGGUGGUAAUGUGUCCUUCUUCAGUAUGGGGUUACCUUUGGUGGUGCAUUCUUUUGGGGCAUUUUUGUACAUCCAUUCUUUCUCUUAAUUCAAUGCAGCAUAGAGAUGGUGAUGUUUGGUCAGGAAAUUGGCUGCAAAACCCUGGUUCAGUUUUAAGCAAUGAUUCUAGAAGUGGCAUGUCCAACUAUGCCCAAUUGAUGGAGUUUUCCUUCCAAUUAAACACUCCUGUAUCUUGCGAGGACCUAGGAGGAGUUGGAUCAUUUAAUACCACCUGCUUACUAAAUUCAAACCAGCGUUUGAAUUCUGAUCUUUAUGUAUAUGGCACAGGAAACCUUGAGAUACUCCCUCAUGUUUCAAUUGUGUGCCCUAUAGAAGGCUGUAUGAUUACUUUUAAUAUGACUGGCAAUGUUAACAUUGGUCGAUAUGCUGCUAUUUUGGCUGGUUCAGUUGUUUUUGCUGCUGCCAACUUGACCAUGGAGCAUGACUCUUCGAUAAAUACAACUGGUUUAGGGGGACCACCACCUCCUCAAACUAGUGGCACCCCAGUUGGAUAUGAUGGAGCUGGUGGAGGUCAUGGCGGUCGGGGUGCUUCAUGCGUGAAAAAAAAUAAGACAAAUAAUUGGGGUGGGGACGUUUAUGCUUGGUCAAGUUUGGCUGAGCCAUGGAGCUAUGGAAGUAGGGGUGGUGGCACAUCUCCAGAGAAUAAGUUUGGAGGGAAUGGAGGAGGGCGUGUCAAGCUUCUAGUGAAUGAUAUGCUAUACUUGAAUGGGUCUGUCACUACAGAAGGUGGGGAUGGUGGAAUGAAUGGGGGAGGUGGUUCUGGGGGAAGUAUCUUCAUACAUGCCAUAAAGCUGAAGGGAUAUGGUACUAUAAGCGCAGCAGGUGGGAGGGGGAAGGGUGGAGGUGGCGGUGGGAGAAUAUCUCUUGAUUGUUACAGCAUACAGGAAGAUGUGAAAGUUACUGUUCAUGGUUUGUUUUGACCGCAGAUUUAUAUU
Jatropha curcas is the source of this 1382-nucleotide messenger RNA. NCBI's taxonomy places the organism in Eukaryota, Viridiplantae, Streptophyta, Magnoliopsida, Malpighiales, Euphorbiaceae. The record is from RefSeq and is a predicted model, not a curated record.